Syngnathoides biaculeatus (alligator pipefish) is the source of this 6503-nucleotide messenger RNA. It is a transcript of the gene brinp1, whose product is annotated as bone morphogenetic protein/retinoic acid inducible neural-specific 1. The transcript is spliced from 10 exons. The record is from RefSeq and is a predicted model, not a curated record. The coding region runs from base 580 to 2937 and encodes 785 amino acids. NCBI's taxonomy places the organism in Eukaryota, Metazoa, Chordata, Actinopteri, Syngnathiformes, Syngnathidae. Gene Ontology annotation, biological process: negative regulation of mitotic cell cycle; positive regulation of neuron differentiation.
CCUCCACAUCACACGCACACACACACCUUCUGCAACCGCAAAGCCCGCUGCUGUGUGACGGGAAGCCACAGGAACGACAGAGAGAACCACCGAGUCUCUCUCACACACACGCACACACACACACGCACUCAGAGAGCGCCUUCCUGACGGACUUUCUUCUCCUCUUGUCAUCCUGUGUGCACUGUAGCGAUCGAGUCUGGAUUUCCUCUCCCCCCGAGUAUGAAAAGGAUUCCCAGGAUUGCCAAAUUAGCCGCAAUCCAGCAGCAGCAAAGAGCAGCAGCAGCAGCAGCAGCAGCAAAGAGCAGCAGCGGCAGCAGCAGAAGAAGAAGAAGCAUCGCCGUCGCCGAGCACCGGAUGCUCCAGCAGAAGUUGUUGGCUGCGCAAGUCACACAGGGGCCGAGACUCGGAGGGGAGCGUCUGAUUAAGGGUCGCUGUGGUGCUGGAGCCUCUUCCUGCAAUCUUCGGGUGAGAGCCCGGGUACACCCUGAACUGGUCACCAGCCCAUCGUCUGCAUCUCAGGAAUGCAUGAGUCUCCACAUAAUGGACCGAGAAUGAACAGAGAACGGCUGAAAAAAAAGCAUGAACUGGAGGUUUAUUAAGGUCAUCUGCUUCCUGUUUAUAUGGGACCAUAUAACAGUUCAGUCUUCCCGCCAGGACCCGUUGGCCACUGAGCAACAUGUCGCCAAGCAGUAUGACUGGCUCAUCUCCGACCGCGGACCGUUCCACCACUCGCGCAGUUAUCUGUCCUUUGUGGAUAGAUUCCGCCAAGGAUUCACGACCAGAUAUAAAAUUUAUAGCCUUCCAUCCAUGUUCUGUUAUCCUUGCUUCAUGGGCGUGCUGGGGCCUGUUCCAGCUAUCUUUGGACGAGGUCUGAGGGAAUUUGCCCGUUGGAAGGUCAGGAACACAGCAAUUGAGAGGCGGGACCUGAUCCGGAAUCCUGUGCCCCUCAUGCCUGAGUUCCAGCGCAGCGUCCGCCUCCUGGGCCGCAGACCCACCACGCAGCAGUUCAUCCACACCAUCAUUAAAAAAUAUGGGACUCACAUUCUCAUCUCGGCCACGCUGGGAGGGGAGGAGGCACUGACGAUGUAUCUGGCCAAAAACAAGCUGGACAGGAAGCUCACCAACGCCACUCAAAAUGUGGAAGCACUCCACCAGCUGGCCUCCUCCUACUUCAUCGACCGCGACGGCACAAUGAGGAAGCUGCACGAGAUCCAGAUCUCCACCAAUGCCAUCAAGGUGACGGAGACACGGACAGGCCCGCUGGGAUGCAGUAGCUAUGACAAUCUAGACUCAGUCAGCUCCGUCCUCUUGCAGAGCCCGGAGAGCAAGCUUCAUCUGCAAGGUCUUCAGGUCAUUUUCCCGGAGUACCUGCAGGAGAAGUUUGUCCAGUCGGCUUUGAGCUACAUUAUGUGUAAUGGAGAAGGGGAGUACUUGUGCCGCAACAACCAGUGCAUCUGCCAGUGUGCCGACGAGUAUCCCCAGUGCAACUGUCCCAUCACCGACAUCCAGAUCAUGGAGAACACAAUGCUGGGCAUGGUGGAGUCAUGGGCAUCCUCCUACAAGGACUUUGAGAACUCUGAUGAGUUCAAGUCUUUCCUGAAGAGGCUGCCCUCCACUCACUUCCUGCCCAUCAACAGUGUGCACUUGCUGUGGGGCAGCGACUGGGACCUGCAGGCUCGCUACAGGCUGCUCCAAGGCUCCCUAGAGGUCCAGCGGCUCAAGAUCCAGCGCACUGCCCGCAAGCUCUUUGGCCUCAGCAUCCGCUGUCACCACAAUCCCAACCACCAGAUGCCUAGGGAGAGGUCAGUGAUGCAGUGGCUCAACCGAGUCCAGUCCUUCCUCUAUUGUAAUGAAAACGGCUUUUGGGGAACCUUCCUGGAAAGCCAACGAACAUGCGUGUGUCACACGGGUGUCACCCUGUGCCAGCGACCAAUCCCUUGCAUCAUCGGGGGCAACAACAGCUGUGCUAUGUGCAGCUUGGCCAACAUUUCACAGUGUGGCUCAUGCAACAAGGGCUACAAAUUGUACCGUGGCCGCUGCGAGCCCCAAAAUGUGGAUUCUGAGCGGAGUGAGCAGUUCAUCAGUUUCGAAACUGACUUGGACUUUCAGGACUUGGAACUGAAGUACCUGCUGCAGAAAAUGGACUCGCGACUGUACAUCCACACGACGUUCAUCAGCAAUGAGAUCCGCCUGGAGACUUUCUUUGACCCACGGUGGCGUAAGCGCAUGUCCCUGACACUCAAAAGUAACAAGAACCGCAUGGACUACCUCCACAUGAUUAUCGGUCUGUCCAUGAAGAUCUGCCAGAUGCGAAACAGCAGCAUCGAACCCAUGUUCUUCGUCUAUGUCAACCCAUUCAGCGGGAGCCAUUCGGAGGGAUGGAGCAUGCCCUUCGGUGAGCACGGUUACCCCCGCUGGGAAAAGGUGCGCCUUCAGAACUCCCAGUGCUUCAACUGGACCCUUUUGCUCGGCAACCGCUGGAAGACCUUCUUUGAGACCGUGCACAUCUACUUAAGGAGCCGAGCCAAGAUCCCCACCGGCCUCCGCAACGACACGGGUCCAGUUGAUCUGGCAGACCCCAAUAAGCGACAGAUCUACAUCAAAAUAUCUGACAUCCAAGUGUUCGGUUACAGCCUGCGCUUCAACGCCGACCUGCUCCGCAGCGCCGUGCAACAGGUGAACCAGUCGUACACACAGGGAAGUCAAUUCUACUCGUCGUCCUCCGUCAUGCUCCUGUUACUGGACAUACGAGAUCGGAUUAACCGCCUUGCCCCUCCAUCUGCACCUGGCAAACCCCAGCUGGAUCUCUUUUCCUGUAUGCUAAAGCAUCGGCUCAAGCUGAACAACAGUGAAAUGAUCCGAGUCAAUCACGCCUUGGACAUGUACAGCACAGAGAUACUAAAACAAUCAGAUCACCUGACUGCAAAACUGUGUUGAUUGCUUUAAAAUGUCAAAGUAAGUAUGGAAAACAAUGCAGAAAUACCGCCACAAAUGGACUGAACCUCUGGGGUGGGCUCUUGUUUCAUUUUUUUUCCUUUUGCCUUUUUUCCUUUUUGGACCUUUUCUGCCUUUUUGAUGUAAUUCAAACUUUGUAAGGAUACUUCAUAUAAAAAGGUGGGGGGGGGGGUUGGGGGUGGGAAUGGCUGAAAAAGCAUCACUGAAAGGAAGAAAUUAACCAGAAGUAAUAUAAAAGGACUGUAACAUAUCUGUCCAAGCAUGUCUGUCACUCUCUCAAAGAACUUUAUCAGAGAAAGAGAUUAAAAAAAAAAACACUAUGAUAAAGAGGCCUUGACUGGAACGUUGUAUCUGAAACUGCCAUUCUUCUUUACCUGGGGAAUUAAAAAAAAAAAAAAAAAAAAAAUUUUAACAAAAAAAAAAAAAAAAAAUCAAGUGGGCAGACCAGAAACCUUUUAUUUCUGCUAACAUGCAAAAUAAAAUUGUUUAUAUUCACCCUGAAGAUUUAAAACAGCCCUACAGCGUGUAACGUAGCCAACACAUUUAUUAUAGAGUCUUUAUUACUUUUCCAACCCUGAGCGAGUCGGUGAGUUAUGAAGCACUCGGUCAUCGGUCUGACAUGCAAGGCACAUGCAGCAGGCCACUAAUGGAUAGUCACGUCAAAUAACAAAAAGCCAGCUGUUUAUAAAUAUAUAUAUAUAUAUAAAUAUAUAUACUUACCGUAUAUUGUGUGUGUCUGUGUGUGGGUGUGUAUACGUGUGCGCGUGUGUAUGUGGAUGCAUAAUGUUUUUUUUUUUUUUUCAUUUGCUUGAUAAUUGAAUCCGUCCAAUUUUAAAUUGGAAGCGCUUUUUGACGUGUUUUCAGUUUGUAUUGAUUUUUUUUUUGUUCUUGUGGAUUCAUAAGGCACUACCUUUACUGCAGCGUGAAUGCAACAUCGUCGUGGAUUUAAUAGUCAACGCUAAUUUUGUAGCUUUACGUAAAAUGGACAAAUAAAGAAAUUAAAAAUAUAUAAAAUGUUGUGACAGCUGGUUUGUUGAGCUUUUUCUCGGGCACCAAAAUGUUAGCGUUCAUCAUUCAGGCACACUGACGAAAAGCCAUAAACGCCCCCACGCCCUCCAUCCCCAACUAGAAUAAUUGUCCGACCCAUUUCAUUUUACACAUACAAGAGAGUGAUUUGUAUCUCUCCAAGUUGAUUAUUGAAAAAAGCACAGCAAACUUGAUGUUGGCUAGCCAUUGAAUUUCUGUUGCGCUACAAAAAAAAUUACUUGAAACCUAAAACCUCAGCAUAUAUUUCAAUCUGGAAUCCUUACACUAUGUUUUUUUUUUUCUUAAUUAUUUCAACAUGACCCUAUAGUGUUGUAUAGUUUUGAUUUUUAUUAGUUAUCCCCAAUGUCUAUGUAUAUAAUUCAAUUUAUUAGACAUGGAAAUUAAAUCUCUCGCGUGUUUGCUGGGGAAGCCCGUUGACCUGGUGUCUUAAUUAUUUUAUUGGCGCACACAAAAAAUAUCUAAAUAUGACCCCUACUGGGUUGCAGACCAACUUGAGAUUUUAGUUUAUCUUGCUAUGGAUUGCUGCUUUACUGUUUAGUGUGACACUAAGUCUUGUGGACAUUGCGGAGGCACGUAUUUAAUACCUGAAUUUGCAAUUUACAGUACAAUGGAAAGUGGACCUUUUUUUUUUUUUUGCUCGUAUACACAGGUGAGUCUCUAGUGUGAAAUUACACAACCACGUAAAAAAAAAUUGUGAGCUAUCUAAAAUUUGUCUGUGAGCAAACCUUUCUGAUUUAUUUUUUUUUUUUUUGUGCGUGCAGAAUUUAUAUAAUCAGGCCUCCACAUCGAUUUUCUUGUUCCAUGACUUAGCAGGCAGACUAAGUGAAGCACAUACAAGUGUUUGACUAAGUUGUCAACAGAGGGGAAUUUUUGUCUGAGUCGGCUAAACUAUCUGUAAAGUUUAUUUGGCGGCUUGGUGAUAAUGAAGUGCUGCCUCCAUGACUGAAAAGAUCUUAUUUUAUACAUUUAUUAGUUGUCUAUGGAUCUUUACCUGUGCUUCGAAGUUUGGUCUUGCUUUUUGAGAAUGGGGCUCCAUAGGGAGCUCUGGCACGAGUCAUCAUGGUAGUGAAGUCUACACCCCACAGUCGAAGGGGUCGGCGUGGACAACACUCAUUUCAAAUCUUAUUUCAGCAACGCUACAAACAACAAAAAUAACACGAAACAAUCUUUGGGCUAUUUUUGUCAAAAGCCCGUCACAGACCUAAAGACUUGUAAUUGUUUUUAAAUUGUUAAAAAAAAUGUCUCCUCAACUUCAUCUUGUAAACAUCCAACAAUUUCCUUUGAUUGUGUUCUUUGUUCAUCUUGUGUGAUUUACCUAAUUGCAAAAUUCCAUGUGUGAUUCAAUUAUCAUUUGAAGUCUUACUGUCAAAAUUAAAAAUAUAAAGCCGUUACAAAAAAGGUUCCACCCCACAAAAAAACAACACUUUAAGUGCCAUUUUAUAGUGUUAGUUCAUUCCACUCAGCAAUGAAUUAUCAACUUAAUAGCUUGCUAAUAUGGACAUGGUAGAACGUGGCGUAACAACCGCAGUGCAGCGUUGCAUGCUAACAUUUAUCGUAAUGUAUGUUAGUUAAAUUUGACUUUUCAGACACAGAAAGCAAACAAAUUUUACGUUAAAUAACUCAAUGGUCUAUGUGUUUUUUAUCUUUGUUUGGCUUUUGUGGGUUUUUUUUUUCUAUUGCGAGGUACGCGGGGCCCUUUGUAGGCUGGUGUGCUAGUCCCGAAACUGUACCUGAACGGCUCAUGUGAUUUGUCUUCAAAACAGAAAAUGCAACAAAUAGUCCCCAUUUUCAUUGGCACUAGUUUGCACAAUUCGUAAGAAAUCCUAUCACAUAUUUCUUGUAUUUUAAGUCUACUCUUAAAGAGCAUUGCUGUUUAAAAAAAGAACAAACAUCAAAUUUUAUCACCCAAUUCUCCACUAUGGAUUUUACAAUAAUUUCCUUAUUCCAGUGACGUAAUUAGGCCAGCGUGUUAGCACCAAGGGGAGUUCUCAUGAGGUUUAUGACACUAUGAGACUGUUUGUACAUUAUCAGAACCAUUUUUGCAUUUGUUUACUUUUGUUGUUGACCCACUGCAAGGUCCAUAAAACAAGAAUUUGUGAGGACUUAAUUUUUUUCUACAUAUCACAAACUGACAGAGUAAAGCCAUUCUUGUAAGGAUUCGAUUACAGUCGCUCACGCUAGCCUAAGUUUAAAAAUAUAGCUAUUUUUCACAUUUAUUAGAGCGCCAUUCGUUAUGUUUAUGGCAAAUGAUAUGAUACAGAAAGUCAAACGGUAUCAAAGGUAAAUUCAUAAUCUGCAAAAAAAAAGUAUGAGUGAUAAAAUUUUGAGCCCAGGCAAAACCUGUUUGUGAAUGUUCCACUACUUGCGAUGUAUACAGUACAACUAAAUUAAUGGCAGUCAUUUACACAUCCCACAUUAUGCUAUAUAGUGUUGCUUAUAUGUAUCCAUUAAAUGUGUCCUAAUACCUUGCCGAUGUUAUGUCCCCCCUGCCCCCCUGUUAU